This is a messenger RNA of Trichechus manatus latirostris (Florida manatee), 1161 nucleotides long. RefSeq names its product transmembrane protein 79 (gene TMEM79). Gene Ontology annotation, cellular component: lysosomal membrane; trans-Golgi network membrane. Gene Ontology annotation, biological process: regulated exocytosis. The transcript has 3 exons. The record is from RefSeq and is a predicted model, not a curated record. NCBI's taxonomy places the organism in Eukaryota, Metazoa, Chordata, Mammalia, Sirenia, Trichechidae. Bases 1 to 1161 code for a protein of 386 amino acids.
AUGACAGAACCUGAAACCGUAGCCCUGCUGGAAGUGAAAGGGUCCGAGGCUUUGGAAAAGAGCCUACCCCAGGACCUGCUUCCCAAUGGCCGGCAGCCAGAAGAGGAAGGUGGGGCUGAGUCCCACAGGGUGGAGUCUUCGGUUGGGUCUCCCAUGGCUGAAGAGGGGACUGUGGAUGGUCUGGACAGCACAGUGAGUGAAGCUGCCACCUUGCCCUGGGGGAAUAGCCCCCAGCCCAGUGCUCCGUUCCUGGACCCCCCUGGCUGGCGGGGCAUUGAGCUAGAGCCCAUAGAGUCAGAGCCACCCCCUGGGCUAGAGGGGUCACCCGAAGAUGAUGCGAACCUGCUGCCUGAGAAGGCGGCCCGCACCUUUGUGCCCAUCGACCUACAAUGUAUUGAGUGCCGGCCCCAGGAGGACCUCAUCGUGCGCUGUGAGUCAGGCGAGGAGGAGCACCAAGCCUUCCUGCCCACCCGGGCCACCCACCCUGAGCCCCCUGAGUGCAAGUGGGCUGAGGCAGUGGUGAGACCACCUAGCCGGUCCUGCGGGGGCUGUGGGGGCCGUGAGAGGCUGAGGGCCAUGGCCUCAGUAGGGGCGGCCCUCAUCCUCUUCCCCUGCCUACUGUACGGGGCAUACGCCUUCCUGCCCUUCGAUGCCCCACGGUUGCCCACCAUGAGUUCCCGCCUGAUCUACACGCUGCGCUGUGGGGUCUUUGCCACCUUCCCCAUCGUGCUCGGGAUCUUGGUAUAUGGGCUGAGCCUGCUGUGCUUUUCCGCCCUACGGCCCUUCGAGGAGCCCCGGCGGGAGGUGGAGAUCCACCGGAGAUAUGUGGCCCAGUCAGUGCAACUCUUCAUCCUCUACUUCUUCAACCUGGCUGUGCUUUCCACCUACCUGCCCCAGGACACCCUCAAGCUGCUCCCGCUGCUCACUGGCCUCUUUGCCAUCUCCAGGCUGAUAUACUGGCUGACCUUCGCCGUGGGCCGCUCCUUCCGAGGCUUUGGCUAUGGCUUAACUUUCCUGCCGCUGCUGGCCAUGCUGGUGUGGAACCUGUACUACAUGUUCGUGGUGGAGCCCGAGCGCAUGCUCACUGCCGCCGAGAGCCGCCUGGACUACCCGGACCACGCCCACUCCGCCUCAGACUACAGGCCCCGCCCCUGGGGCUGA